Molecule: messenger RNA, 3199 nt
Organism: Pomacea canaliculata
Lineage: Eukaryota; Metazoa; Mollusca; Gastropoda; Architaenioglossa; Ampullariidae
Product: calcium-independent phospholipase A2-gamma-like
Exons: 8
Coding region: 445-2466 (673 amino acids)
Biological process (GO): arachidonate metabolic process
Cellular component (GO): membrane
Source: RefSeq, a predicted model, not a curated record
CACAUAUCCUAAUUACACAUUCAUCUUGAAGUUUGUUCAGUUUGUAACACCGACGAAGCUUUAGAUCGACUUGACCUGAUGAAAAGCCGGAAACCGUUUCAGCCAAUCACAAAAGUUGUCUUAGAAUGGUUUUGAUCACGCCAUGGGGUUUACAUCAGUGGUGAGAUGACGGCUGACGCACUGUUGUGAUUCUUAAUCAGGCGUCGUACGAACUAUUUCGCCAUGUUUAAUACUGCGUGUUUACAUGCUAAGCAUAGAAACAGUUUCAACAAACGAAUGACAGUCAGCUAUUCGCGUCUGCUUCAGCCAUUUGACACCGCCGCGGUUCGUGACCGACUUUCAUAACAGAGUAGAGACUGGAUUCUAGAAUCUUUGGUCUGUCCGGUGUCGGCGGACUUGGUUAUCGCUUUCUUCGAUAACACCCAGGUAAAAAGAUCACACAAGAUGGCCAGCUUCCACUCUUCAGUUGCCUCAUGUGUCAGGGCCAUGUCUCCGCAAAGGUGCAAACUUUUGCCACAAAUCCCACAAGGCCGUGGCAUUCAGUCGCACAGAUUGACAAGACCCUUUCCCCACAGUUCAGUGGAUCAUGAGAGUGCUACUGUAUUUGGCACUUCGUGUCGUCACUGCCAUAGUGCCACCUCACAGUCAGUAGCUGGACAGGUGAAUACCCCAUCAGAGAAAUCGCAAGGAACCCAUAUGCCCAGCAGGCUAAAGAACAAUGUUGGGAGCCUUAUAAGUGGUCUUGGCAACUUUGCUACUAACCUUCCUAGUCGGGUGGCAGAGGAAAUAAAUCGUUUUAGCUGGCACUCUGACAAGACUAAAGUAGCUGCCACAAGUGGUGAAAUAAAAGUAAAAGUGAUGAAGCCUUUAUAUGAGGAGAGCAUAAAAGACAGCAUUUCACAGACAGCAGCCCUCAAGAAUGUUGACAGUCCAUCUAAAGUACUGCUGCAGGAACAGCGAAGCUUUGCAGAGGCAAUGCAAGACACACAUUCAAGUGUUGUUUCCUACUACACCUCUUCAACUUCCAGUGAUGAAGUUAAGCCUUCAAAGACAAACCAAAAUGUCAUUACAACACAAGACAAGAAGCCCUCAAAAGACGAAGAGAAUUCAUGGAAUGUCUUUCGCCAGUUUAGCAUUCCCCUUCCAUUCUUGGAAAUCGGUUCUGGACAGGAGGCCAAGAAAAAGCCAUUGAUGAAAGCGAAUAUUGUUUCAAGGUCAGACCUGGAAAUGAGGACAAGAGCUCUUGUGGCAGCUAUAAAGACAGCAUCCUCUGUCCCCUCGCAGUUGAAAAGGCUGGAGGACUUGUGUAAACAUCUGAUUAACUACCCAAGUAUGCGAACUCUUGCCACAAAUGAAAAGGUACUGCCAUUUAUCUUAAGAAUGACUGAGGCUAAAAGCAAACUUCUGCGUGACCAGGCCUAUGAAACGCUGGCACUUCUGGGCUUUGUCUUUCCAGUUAAAGGCAGAGGAAUUCGAAUCCUGUCUUUGGAUGGUGGUGGCACAAGAGGUCUCAUGAUGCUUGAGUGCCUGGCCAAAAUAGAGCAAGUGAGUGGCAAGCACAUUUACCAGUUGUUCGACUAUGUUUGUGGAGUCAGCACUGGUGCUCUGAUUGCUGCCAUCACCUGCCUCUAUCGCUUGCCACUUGAAGAGUGCAGGCGUUUGUACUUGGAGUUCAGCAGACAGAUGUUCAACCGCAGUCGUGUCUUUGGCACAAGUGGGCUGGUCUGGAAUCAUGCCUUCUACAGCACUGACCAGUGGGAAAAAAUUUUACAGGAGGAGAUGGGCCACAAGCUGAUGGUGGAGUUUGCUCAGGAUCCAGUAGUGCCAAAGAUGGCUGCAGUCUCCAACAUCAUGAACACCCCUCGUAUGGUAAACUUUCUCUUCCGUAAUUACAACCAUCCCCCAGAUACCUACUCCCAGUUCCCAGGUAGCUGCACAAACAGCUUGUGGGAGGUCAUUCGUGCUUCCUCUGCAGCACCUGGCUACUACGAGCCGUUCAUUCUGGGAGAGUAUGUUCACAUGGAUGGAGGCUUGAUGACAAACAACCCUACUGCACUUGCCAUCCAUGAAAGUCGGCUCCUGUGGCCAAAUGAAUGUGUUCAGUGUGUGGUCUCCCUGGGGACUGGUAGAUACGAACCUACCGUGGAAAUGUCUCCUACCAAGCUGAGCCUCAAGGAGAAAGUAUCAAAGGUAGUGGACAGUGCUACGGACACAGAAGGUGUACACAUGAUACUGACAGAUCUGAUGCAACCAUCAACCUACUUUCGCUUCAACCCGUAUUUAUCAGAGGAGAUUCAGUUAGACGAGAUCCGUGAUGAGAAGUUGAAGAUCAUGCAGCAGGAUGCCCAGAUGUACUUGCACAAAAAUGAGCAUAAAGUGCAGAGAGCAGUGGAGAUUCUCACAAAGCAUCGUACUCCAAAGCAGCGAAUUUUUGACUGGUUAAGACACAAGGGGGAUAUGCAUUAGCAUUAUUACCCUUUUGUGUACGUUUAAUUGUUAAGUGUGCAUCUCUUUUCAAGCAUGCAUCAUGGAAAAUUGUCACUAUCUCAACCAGAGCAUGGAUGGGCAUGUUUGAAGAUCAGUAACUGGUUAAGGAAACUUUUCCCUUUUUGGGAGCAUAAAUGAUAUUUUAGGGUGCAGACAGAAUCUCUUGCACCAUGCUUUUAUUGUAUUUUUUUUUUUAUGCCACUACCUCCUGAGGCAGUUUGAAAUAUUUCACAAUGUUUAGCAGGAAUUGAGAGGGUGGGCUUGUUUCUCCAGUUUCGUUGGACCAGCCUGGAAUUUUAACCAGUGAUUAUUUUACCUCCUUUUAAGCCCAGAAACUUUAGUCCUUACAACUGUUUUUUUUUUCUUUCUCUUGCUCAUUUUUUUCCAAGAUGGUUGGGCAGCCGCAUCUCCUGUCGUGCAUUUGGUUUUCCCAGAUUUUUUAGCUGUUAAGCCCCUGAACUCAGUGAUGCUAAUAUGAGGAGUUGUUGAACAAGUGACUAUGUGAUUUUCUCUCAUUUUGUGUUCAAAACAGUCUUGUUGGAUAUCAGUAAGUUUAUCUUUUAGUUCAUCCUGUGAUACGUAAAGCAAACCGGUGUGUAUGUGCAUGUGCAAGAGAAUGUAAAACAUAAGUUUAAGGGAGAGAAAAUAUGUACAUUGCAUAUUCUUAUUCUGUAUGACACAGAAAUCUAUAUUAAAUUAUUACCCAAAAUUA